CUCCACCCCGGACAUCCAUUGAAUUCCCCGACCUCCCCCCAACCGAACCCAAGUACACAUCACAACAAGCCAAACAAACCACGAAAAUGCCCGUCUACCACAUCGUCCUCUUCCGCCUCAAACAAGGCGUAACCCCCACCCAACUCACAAACUGGUCCAAAGUCUCCCAAGCAAUGGUCGGCCAGAUCCCCGGCCUCAGAUCCAUAAAGUCCAAUCAGCCGUUACCGAUCUCCGUGCCCCGCGCUAAGGGUUUCGAUAUGGGGCUCGUGGCUGUUUUGGAUAAGCCGGAGGAUGUGGCGGUUUAUGCUAAACAUCCGGCGCAUUUGGAGGUGCAGAAGAUUAGAGAGGAGUUGUGUGAGGAUACGUUGGCUUAUGAUCUUGAGUUUGAGGAGUAGAUUCUCUCUCUAUCUUUGGGUUGAUGAUGGGUGGUUGAUGAAGGGACGGUAAAUGUAAAUGUUCUUUAUGAUGCGGAUACGGAGGAGGUGAAGAAGAAUGGAACUUUUGGUUGUCUUUAUAAACAGCAAUAGAUAGACUUAAGAAACGCCCAGUCCCACGUCGAAACC
This is a messenger RNA of Aspergillus alliaceus, 563 nucleotides long. RefSeq lists its product as uncharacterized. NCBI's taxonomy places the organism in Eukaryota, Fungi, Ascomycota, Eurotiomycetes, Eurotiales, Aspergillaceae. The record is from RefSeq and is a predicted model, not a curated record. Bases 87 to 395 code for a protein of 102 amino acids. The transcript is spliced from 3 exons.